UAAAAAAUCUCACAUCCCCUCACUCUCUCAACUCUAAUGGAACCCAAUGAUACCAGACUGACGUCUUACUUCCACCACCACCAGCAACAGCCACAGCCGCCGCCUCCUCCACCACCGCAGCCUCAACCCCACCACCAAACUCAAAACCCUGUCGCCGCCACUGCUGCUUCCCCCUCCAACGGCCUUCUUCCACCCUCCGAAAGGCCCCCUCUGGGGUACCAUCACUCGGUGCCUUCGGCGGUUACGUCCCCGCCGGAGACCGUGAGGAGGAAGAGGGGGAGGCCUAGAAAGUAUGGAACUUCAGAACAGGGUCUGAGUGCGAAGAAAUCGCCUUCGUCAUCGGUGCCAGUGCCGAAGAAGAAAGAGCAGGGCUUGGGAGGGUCUUCCAAGAAGUCCCAGUUGGUUUCUUUAGGCAAUGCAGGGCAGAGUUUUACACCACAUGUUAUUACUGUGGCAUCCGGAGAGGAUGUUGCCCAGAAAAUUAUGUUAUUCAUGCAACAAAGCAAGCGCGAAAUAUGUAUUAUGUCUGCAUCUGGCUCGAUAUCUAAUGCAUCUCUUCGCCAGCCAGCCACAUCAGGAGGCAAUGUUGCAUAUGAGGGACGGUUUGAAAUCCUUUCACUCACCGGAUCUUAUGUCCGUACUGAGAUUGGAGGAAGAACUGGUGGGCUGAGUGUAUGUCUGUCUAAUACAGAUGGCGAAAUUAUUGGUGGUGGCGUUGGUGGACCCCUAAAGGCGGCAGGCCCAGUUCAGGUUAUCGUUGGCACCUUUCUAGUUGACUCCAAGAAAGAUAGCAGUACCGGUUUAAAAGUUGAUGCUUCUCCCAAGUUUGCAUCACCAGUUGGUGGGGCAUCUGUAUCAAAUGUAGGGUUUCGAUCUGCAGUUGAAUCUUCUGGAAGGAUCCCAGUCAUGGGGAACGAUGAUCAUCAAGGCAUCGGUGGAAGUCAUUUCAUGAUUCAGUCUCGGGGUAUGCAAAUGGCACCUACACGGCCCACUGACUGGAGGAGUGGCCCUGAUGCUAGAAUCAAUGCUGGCUAUGAUUUGGCAGGAAGAGGAGGACGUGGAGCAUGCCAAUCUCCAGAAAAUGGGGACUAUGAGCAGAUUCCUGAUUAGAUGUAGAUUUCAAGGUGGCUGUUCUUUUUGGGUAGAUAUCACAGUUUCUUCUGAGUGAGCGCAUAGAUGUAGUAGCUCCUUUGCACCCCUGUCCGGAGUGUAACAUGACAUAAAAUCUGUACAGGAUACGAGCACUAUUUACUCGUUUUGGCAGCAGAUACUAUUGAAAUUAUGGGUUAUGCAUUAACUUAAUGGCUUCAAUGACUUCUAUGGCUUCUAAA
Vitis riparia (riverbank grape) is the source of this 1331-nucleotide messenger RNA. Its product is annotated as AT-hook motif nuclear-localized protein 14. The record is from RefSeq and is a predicted model, not a curated record. NCBI's taxonomy places the organism in Eukaryota, Viridiplantae, Streptophyta, Magnoliopsida, Vitales, Vitaceae. The transcript is spliced from 6 exons. Bases 37 to 1110 code for a protein of 357 amino acids. Gene Ontology annotation, molecular function: minor groove of adenine-thymine-rich DNA binding.